This is a messenger RNA of Theobroma umbraticum, 1662 nucleotides long. RefSeq names its product FKBP-like peptidyl-prolyl cis-trans isomerase family protein. Gene Ontology annotation, molecular function: peptidyl-prolyl cis-trans isomerase activity. Lineage: Eukaryota; Viridiplantae; Streptophyta; Magnoliopsida; Malvales; Malvaceae. The record is from RefSeq and is a predicted model, not a curated record.
CACAGACAAUUGCACCCUCAGAACUGAUCAACUAAAGCUUUUCCAUCCCUCCUAACUUCCAACCACUAACAUGGCAGUUGCCUCAUCCACUGCCAUCCAAAAGAACAACUUUCAUCUGACAAGAAGCUCCUUUUGUUUCUAAAGAAUGCAAGCUCUUCCAUUUCAAACCUUAGCUCAACUUCCUUGUGCUUUCAGCUUGCCAGCAAGUAAACGGCCCAAGGAUGUUAUGGAUAAGCACUUGCAUAACAGAUACGCCUCGAUAACAGUCAAAAGUUUGCCUAGGAGGGUGUUUUUGCAGCUUAUGGGGACUGGUCCCAUAUCAUUGGGCAUUAAUCCUGUUUUUGCUGCCCCAGUGCAAGAGAUGAAGGAACCUGAAGUAAUUCGGACAUUGAAGCUUUCCAGUGGGGUGAGAAUUCAAGAAAUCAUUGAAGGGGAGGGGCCAGAAGCUCAUGAUGGAGACUUUGUACAAUUGAACUAUGUAUGCCGACGAGCGAAUGGAUAUUUUGUUCACAGCACUGUGGAUCAGUUCAGUGGAGAAAGCUCUCCUGUCACCCUUCCUUUGGAUGAGAACCAGAUUAUAAGGGGCUUGAAGGAUGUCUUGACAGGCAUGAGGGUUGGAGGAAAGAGAAGAGCACUAAUACCUCCUUCCUUGGGAUACAUAAAUGAAAACCUGAAACCAAUUCCUGACGAGUUUGGUCCUCGACGCAGCCUUUUGUCUCAUGCAAAAGAACCUUUGAUCUUUGAGGUGCAGCUCUUGAAGAUAUUAUAAUUCAUGGAAUAUUGGUUUUUGUAAUUUUCUGGCUCUUUUUUGAGACUCCCCAGACAUGCUCUCUUAAAAACAUUCAACAGAUUACAUGUAAUUCCAUCACUGAGAUUAUGAGAAAAUGCCAUGCAAAUUAAACGGUGAGAGUUUGAAUCCAUAUGCCAUGCAAGCUUGAAUCCGGGUGAAAGUAAUUGAUCAAAGGGUACUCCCAUUGUCCUCCCAUGCAAAUUUAAAAAUAUUUAAACAUGGAGAAACCAUCUAGCAGAUAUCAAAACCAGGUUGUUGUUCUUUAUAAGAAGUGAAUCCAUGCCAUGCAAGUUUGUAUCCGGGUAAAGUAUUCGAUCAAUGGGUACUCCCAUUGCCCUCUCAUGCAAGAUGAAACAUUUUAAACAGGGAGAAACUGUGUAGCAGAUAUCAAAACCAGGUUGUUGGUCUUCAGAAGAAGAAAUGAAUCCAUGCCAUGCAAGUUUGAAUCCAGGUGGAAGUAUUUGAUCGAAGGGUACUUCCAUUGUCCUCCCAUUUAAUCCGGGUGAAGCCGGGUUUGUUUUUCUUUAGAAGAAGAAGUGAAGAAAAUGGUGGCAAAACUAUCAAAACCAGAGAUUUGUCAAUGUACUGCAAGCCAGACAUACAUUUAUCAGAGUCUCUCAUCAACUGCAGCUAGGGAAGCUUGUUUUGUUGAUGGCAGAAAUGGUAGUGCAAAGCUGAAGAAGUGAAGUUCCUCACUUUCCAACAUAAGCCAAGGCUGCUGAAGAACUUCUUUAGUAGAAACUUGUCAUUGCAAAACCAAAAGGAUUCAUUUUCAGUUUAUGAUUCUACUUUUUCAAUAAAAAAAACAUGAAAACAACUAAUGAAUCCACCAUUUCCUCACCUUUUUAAUGGGAUAAUGAGGAAACGCAUUG